This is a messenger RNA of Wasmannia auropunctata (little fire ant), 3508 nucleotides long. Its product is annotated as proton-coupled amino acid transporter 1-like. Gene Ontology annotation, cellular component: vacuolar membrane. The record is from RefSeq and is a predicted model, not a curated record. Lineage: Eukaryota; Metazoa; Arthropoda; Insecta; Hymenoptera; Formicidae. The transcript has 8 exons. The coding region runs from base 1906 to 3300 and encodes 464 amino acids. Gene Ontology annotation, molecular function: amino acid transmembrane transporter activity. Gene Ontology annotation, biological process: amino acid transmembrane transport.
UUACAUUUCGUCAUAUUAAAAGAGAUCACUUCGCAAUGCAUUAUCUGUGUCGCCACGUGAUCAAUGAUUAUCUACUGUAGAAUUAACGUUUAGAUAUGAAUAUCAUUAAAAUCUUUCAAUGAGAUGAUGACAUAUAAUAGAGAUUUUCGAUACGCUUUCAACAAUAUUGAUAUUAAUUUCGACGAUAUUAAUCAGAAAUAAUUGUUGCAUCACUUUCAUGAAAAAUUCGCGACAAAUAUUGAAGGUUUACAUUUUAUUGGUGCAUAAAAUUUACCACUUAUUUCCUAUUAACUCAUCAAGGACAUAUUGAUCGAAGUAAAUGUCAAUUCCGGUAAAGAGAAACUGUCGAUGAAGAAGCUUACUUUUCAGAGCCAUUCUCUCACGUAUUUUGAAUUGCCAACGGAAACUUAAGACAAUUUAUCUUUUCAGUCGUAUGAUUAAGUAUGAAAAUGAAGAAUAAUGAGAAUAAAGAUAAUGUCUUCUAGAAUUCUCUAAUAAAAAAAAAUGCAUUCCGAUAAUUAAUUAAAACGCAGAAAACAAAUUACUUUGCUUAUACUAGAAGUGCCAAGCGGUCAUUAUUGAUUGCUUCCAUUUUUUAAAUUAAUAUUAUAUUUUUUAUGCAAAAAAUAGAAUUCUGAAAUUUUUUGACUUUUUGAAUUAUGUCCUUGUAUAUAAUUAUAUUAAUAUAAUUAUAUUAUGUCUUUAUAUCGAAGUAUUUGACUUUUCAUCACUUUUUUUGUUUUCGUAGUAAUUUAUUCAUUCCUUUCAUUAAUGAAUAGAAAACGUAUUUCUAAGGCACAAUUAUCCGGAGAGGCUAUCAGUACUGCGUUGGUAUUUUUAAAGUACAUAUACGGGCAGACUAUCAGCGCUGUUGCGAUAAUCAUUCUAUCCUUGUUUUAUGUCUAGACAUUACGUCUAUCUAAAGAUAGAAUGUAAUGCAGUAAGCGCCGACAGUGCAUGCUUUCCCAAUGCACCUUUGUUAAACGCUAUUUUUGAGUGAUGACUUUGUUCCUAAAAUUUUCUACGCAAUUGUAAAUGAAAUAAGAACAUGAUAGUGCAUUCAGCUCCAAUAUCGCAAAUAUGUAUUUUUCUUGGCCGAAGUGUUUCAAGUUCACCGCUAACUAAGAGAACAGUUAUGCAACCUGUGCGAAAAAAUUACUUCUUCGAACGCAACGUACGUUGUUAUUUUUUUUGCAACAGUAUUUCGCAGUGAAACAGUAGCAUACACUCACAUUGUCAUGUUAAAUGGUAAGCAAUUAUAUGUUGAUUAACAUGUAGUUGACACAUGAUGUAUAUAUGUCUCGUAUUAUUUCGCGUUGUUGUUGGACGUGUAAUUUUGUGAGAAUCGCAAUUACUCUCGAAAGAGAAUAUACCGAUCUUUUUAUAUUAAAAAAUUUUUUAUCUCUGAAAGUGAUUUAAAUUUAACUUGCUAUAAACCCGAUCGAGAGAGCACUUUGACAUUUUCCUUUAAACAAGCAUCAGCCUCUCGAGAGUCCUCGGUUUCUUUCUUUCCUUCCCAGUUUCGCAGAAUACAGGCGAUUUAAAUCGAAUAAUUUCGAGACGACUUCGUACUCCUCGGAUGUUAAAUGUCAAUCGAAGUUACGACGUAAUUGUCCGUUCUGGCUUAAUCGCGUUUUGAAACCGCUGCGUUUUGAAACCGCCGUCGCGUUUCCUUUGACGAUCAAGAUUGCGCCGUGAAUGCUGAUCCUCUCCUGUCGGAUUAAAUGCCGCAUCUCUGCUAAACGGGUUUGCGGAGUGGCAUUAUAACGCCAUUGAGCGCCGCGCGCAAGCGGGUUAAUAGGUAUAGUUUAAUUUAUCGGUUGUCAUCGCUCGACGGGAGCGUCGUGGGGAAUCCGCAAGAGCCGAGAAGAUCCGGAUGCCUCGCAUUAUCGAAGAGCUCCAGGGAUGGCGGCGAGCCUCGUUCCAAAGUUCCAGGCAACGCGCGAUAUAAUCGACAAAUCCUACAUCCCAAUGAGGCGAAACGCAGAAGAUGUUCAAGCCGAACGGCAAAUCCAGGAGGGCGAGUACGAUCCCUUCGCCGAUCGCCCAUCCGCACCUUUGACCUCAGAUUUCGCCGUGUUCAUGCAUCUGCUGAAGUGCGCGAUCGGCACGGGCAUACUCUUCCUGCCGCACGCCUUCAGGAGGACCGGCUACGGGUUCUCCAUUGUCUGCGGCACCGUCAUCGGCAUGCUGUGCAUUCACACGGCCGUUAUCAUCGUGCAGUGCUCCCAGGCGUUAUGCAGGCGUAAUCGCGUGCCCAUGCUGGAUUUCGCCGAAACGGCGCAGUUCUCCUUCCAGGCGGGCCCGGAGAGGAUUCGAAAGUACGCCAGGCUAUUCGGCGUAGUUACCAACGUGAUCAUUUGCUUCGUGCACUUUCAGGCCUCCGUGAUAUACAUCUUGUACGUGGCCACGUCGUUCCAACAGGUGAUAGAAUUUUUCGCGGAUCUCGAGAUGGAUCCGCGCGUCUACAUCGUCAUCUUCUUUCCCUUCACCUGCGUCCUGGGCUUCGUGCCGAAUCUGAAGUAUCUGGCGCCGUUCUCCGUCAUCGGCACCUUCUUCCUGUUCCUCGGCGUCUGCACCGCGCUCUACUACUUCCUGGACGAUGUCCCCGAUCCCCGUAGGCUCGACGUCGUGACGCAGGUCCUGCCUGUGCCAAUGUACUGCGCCAUUUUCCUGUUCGCCCUGCACAAUAUGACCCUCUACCUGCCGCUGGAGAACACGAUGAGGCAUCCCGGUCAUAUGCCGCGCCUGAUCGUCGCCAGCACCUCGCUCAACACCGUCAUAUACCUGACUUUCGGCUUCCUCGGCUACAACAAGUACCCGGACGCCUGCGACACCGUCAUCAAGAACUUACCAAUGGAGGAGACCCUGGCCCAAGUAGUCAAGAUUGCCAUUUCCUUGUCGGUCCUGUUUACCUUCGGUUUAGCGUACUACGUCCCGAUGAGCGUGCUGUGGCCCUUGAUCCGCUCGAGAAUCGCCACGAAGAGCUCGCUGCAUCAACGUCUUUACGAAAGCUCGCUCCGUUUAGGCGGCUUAAUCGGCACCACGCUGCUGGCCAUCGCCGUGCCCCAAAUGGUACCCUUGCUGGGCCUGUUCUCCGCCUUGGGCAUGUCGACGAUCAUGCUGCUGAUACCCAUACUAAUCGAGACGACGACCAAGUGGGCGGAAGUCACGAGGACGAUGCUCGCGAAGAACAUCGCUAUUUUCAUCGUGUGGCUGCUGAUCUUGAUUUUUGGGACGAUAGAGAGCACCUGGUCAAUUGUUAGAGAAUACAGAGGAACGAAGCAAGAAGAAUGUUGAUUGAUAGCCUGUCAAACUUGAAAGACACUUUUAGCACAAAAUUAUGCUUCCUGCGAUAAUGUCAUUCGCUACGCAAAACAGUCUGAUGUCACCUGAGGAAGCGGAGAAUCAUGUAGUAUAGCCACAAAAAGAACGAAGGACUCGCCGCGGAGCAGCGAAGCGAAUAAUGAAAGCGGAAAAAUACACGAAAAAUCUUUAUGACAAUUAA